Messenger RNA from Micropterus salmoides (largemouth bass), 4886 nucleotides. RefSeq names its product protein phosphatase 1, regulatory subunit 10 (gene ppp1r10). NCBI's taxonomy places the organism in Eukaryota, Metazoa, Chordata, Actinopteri, Centrarchiformes, Centrarchidae. The transcript is spliced from 19 exons. The coding region runs from base 364 to 2805 and encodes 813 amino acids. Gene Ontology annotation, molecular function: metal ion binding. Gene Ontology annotation, cellular component: nucleus. The record is from RefSeq and is a predicted model, not a curated record.
GUGACGUAAAAAACGUCACGUAGUAUAAAAGCUAUGUCCCUCCCUUUCGAGCUCAUUCCUGGAUUUGGUCAAAGGUAUGAAUUUGCUUUGCCGAAGACUGAACCGUCGAGGACUUUGAACAACUCUACUCAAAUUCAUAUUUUUUCUUCAAGUAAUGGACAUUUGAUUACCAUUUUUGCCUCCAGUUUGUUCCUGAAGGAAAGGCUAGCCUAUAGCUAUCACAGCCCCACCCAUAAGAAGUCUUUCAGUUGAUAUUAAAACCAUGAAGGUUGACGAUAUAAAAUUGAUGAAAUAAGAGAUAUAAGUGCAUGAAAAGCACACUCUGAUAUACCCGAGACGCUGAGGAUCUAUAGUAUCAAUAAUAUGGCAGGUGGACCAGUGGACCCCAGAGAGAUUUUGAAGGGUGUGGAGGCUCUGCUGGGGAAGGAUGGAGAGCUCCGCAGCCUGGAGGGAGUCCCAAAGGUGUUUAGCCUCAUGAAAGCUUCUACCAAGAUGGUCAGUAGAUGUAUGUACCUGAACAUCCUGCUGCAGACCAAGUCCCAUGAUGUUCUGAACAGGUUUAUCAGAGUUGGUGGCUACAGACUGCUCAACUCCUGGCUCACCUACUCUAAAACCGCCAACAACACCCCCUUGCUGCAGCUCAUCCUGCUCACACUACAGAAGCUGCCUCUCAAAGUGGACCACCUGAAACAGAACAACACGGCCAAGCUGGUGAAGCAGCUGAGCAAGAGUGCAGACACCGAAGAGCUGAGGAAGUUGGCGUCCGUGCUGGUAGACGGUUGGAUGGCUACGAUCCGUUCCCAGAGUGUCUCGAGCAGUGCCAACUCUCCUGCUGAUAAGAAAAAGAAGAAAGAGGAGAGCAAGGUUCCGCUGCGGGACGUGAAGGAAAAGAGUGUCGAUGAGGAGAAGAAGAAGGAGAAACCUAAAGCUCAUGCACCCAGCCACGCAAAGAUCCGCUCCAUAGGACUGGAGAUGGACACUCCCAACCCGGCCCCUGCUAAGAAGACGCCCACUGCCCCACAGCUGGGUGACAAGUACAACAUCAAGCCUCCAGUCCUCAAGAGGCCCAGCACUGGUCCAUCAGAUGCUCCGCCUCUGGAGAAAAAAUACAAACCUCUGAACACCCCCUCUAACUCUGCCAAAGAGAUCAAAGUCAAGAUCAUUCCAGCUCAGCCGAUGGAGUGCACAGGGUUCCUAGAUGCUCUGAACUCUGCCCCAGUCCCCGGGAUCAAGAUCAAGAAGAAGAAACCUAGUACUGGUACAACAACUAAUACCAAGGCAGUCUCCCCCACGUCGAACAAGCCGAGUCCAUUUGACAGCAAACCCUCUACAUAUUCCUCAUCUUCUGCUAAACCGUCAUCUCCAGAAACCGCUGCUUCCAUCACUCCUGCUGAUGAAAACCAGGAGCCGGAGCAGCCUGGAACCCCUGUUCCUUCUGAGGACCCCGAGGCUUCUGACAACGGUGAGAAGCCUAACGCUCUGGCAGAACCGCGCGGAGAAGAAGAAAGUUUGACCAAGAAGGGCAAGAAGAAGAAGACGGUUCACUGGGCUGAGGAGGAGCAGCUCAAACACUACUUCUACUUUGAUCUGGACGAGACAGAGAGAGUCAACGUCAACAAGAUUAAGGACUUCGGUGAGGCCGCCAAACGAGAGCUGAUGAUGGACCGGCAGACGUUUGAGAUGGCUCGUCGGCUCUCCCAUGACACCAUGGAGGAGAGGGUACCCUGGUCACCCCCGAGGCCUCUGACGCUGACCGGUAGCCUGGUCAUCCCUGGGGCCAACAGCACAGAGAAACUAACCCAGAGAGAUCGUGAGAUGGGCAUUCUGCAGGAGAUCUUCCUCAGCAAAGAAAGUGUGCCUGACAGUCCACAUGAACCAGACCCAGAGCCUUAUGAACCCAUGCCUCCCCGUCUCAUCCCUCUGGAUGAGCAGGACUCGUCCAUGCUUGAUGACGGCUACGCCGAGCCCAUGGAAACCACAUCACAACAGGCCUCUGCCAUGGCUCAGACCGAGAACUCCAAGCUGCCCCCUGUCCUGGCCAACCUCAUGGUCAACCUGAGCAACAGCUCCCGCAGCCCGCAACCCACGAACACCGCCAGCAACCCCGUGCCUCCCACUGUCAACGUACAGGAGCUGCUCUCAUCUAUCAUGGGUGCUUCUGGCAGCCAGUCUACUGAAGACUUGAUCAAGCAGCCGGACUUCUCAGACAAGAUUAAACAGCUACUGGGAUCCCUGCAGCAGACUCAGAACCAGAACCAGGGUGGACCUCCACCAGUCAACCAGGGUCUGCUGGGCCACGGGCCAGGCAUGAACAAUAUGAACAACAUGAACAUGCACAUGCAGAUGCCCAUGAACGGGGGCUACCCCCCCAACAACCCGCCCGGCGGGCCUCGCUUCAACCACCCCCCGCCCCCUCACAACCAUGGGCCACCUUUCAAUGCUGGUGGAGGCCCGCGUAUGAUGGGACCGCCGCCGGGCCAGGGCCGAGGAGACAACGGCAAUUACUGGGGAGAUGACUCCAUGAGAGGAGGGCCCCACAGGGGGGGUCACUUCCACCGAGGAGGACGGGGCCGAGGAGGAGGAGAACCAGGCUUCAGGGGCCGAGGACGAGGAGGGCCCAGAGGAGGACACAACAACAUGAAUGACAUGUCCAAAAGGCCUGUGUGUCGUCACUUCAUGAUGAAGGGAAGCUGCAGGUACGAGAGCAACUGUGCUUUCUACCACCCCGGCGUAAAUGGACCACCUUUGCCUCCCAACCACCCCGCUAACAACCAACACAACCAGCACCCACAGCAUGGACACUAGGUGACACUGCUGGGAACAGCUGUGAGAACUUUUGGCCUCUGGAAGGCAUUCUCUGUGAUGAAACCGUUGCACGGUGUGGGGGCCGCUGGGUGUGACACAGGCACAGAACGAGUUGGGGUGGUGUCCUUAGACUCUGACGUGUCUGAAGGAGACGGGCCUGGAACAGUGAGCUCUGCCUUACCUGAGAAAACAAAGAAGACAGGAGAGAGGGGCGUGGACUGAGGGGCUGUGAGAUGAUCACUGAUGGGACUCUUUUUAUUGGGAUCAUUUUUAACAGUGAGACUGAAACACACCACACUUGACCACUAUGUCUGAGUUGCUGCCUAUCUGCUCUGUCACUUUCCACACCAUUAACAUGGUCGACCAAAUGGAAGUCUCCUGCUCAGCAGAGAGCCUUCCACAUCACUGAAUUCCCUUCUUAUUGAGGCUGUUGUACUGUGUAAUACAUGUGAUGUGCUUUCAUCCGUUAGGUUUGUACAGAAGAGUCAAAUGUUUUUCUUUAUUACAUGAUUCUGAAAUCUGAGACAAACAUUUAGGAAGCACUUUAUAAAGAUAAAGGCCAGCAAGAAAAGCCACAGCUGGGAUUCAUUCAAACUGGGCCUGAAGAAGAACUGCAUUUAAUUUAAGCUGCUUUAUUUCCCCCUUGUCCUCUGCAGAAAAUAGAAGUGAACUGUGCUGACCUGAUGAACAGGUCUUGCUUUUUUUCUUUUCUUACAGCAGCAGAUAUUGAAUGUGAAAGAAACAACAGGAGUGUGUUAUUAUAUAGAAUCUUUUCCCUCUGCUCUGGCUCAGCAACUUGACGUGUGUGGGGCCUGACAAUCAUGAGCGUCAAACGUGUCACGGUCCUGUCAGAGGGGGGCGGCUUCUCCCUGAACCCAGGAGGGGUUACUGUCAGUGUUAGGAGGCAGGUGCUCUGUGGGUCAGCGAUAUUAAGUGUUUUCUGUGAAAACAAUGACCUGUGCGUCUCUUGUGGGACUGUAAGAAUGUAAUAUUUCUGUUGUUCCCUCCCCCUCCAUGUACUUUUUUAUUUUGAUAUGAGAACGUUGGCCCUUUUUAACAUGGGCUGGGGUUUUUUGUCAGUAUGAAAUGUUUGUAUUCAUGUGUUUGUAUGAAUACAGAACACACAUUCAUAGUCAUAUUUUCAGUUGAAUUCUUUUGUACACUGUGUAUUGAAUAAAUGUCCAAACAUAAAUGAAGCUGUUGUUUGAAAGUGGGACCGCUGAGAGCCACACGCAGUGUAGAUGACUACAUUAAAGGAUGGGUUCACAUUUCUUUAGAUCUGCUAUAGAACGCUAACAUGCCAUGUGUACAUUGAAAAUACUUUCAUUCCUUCUGUCCAUACUGGCUGUGAAGUGAUGCAUCCGAGCACGACUCCACUGAAAAAGAUGGGAGACAAAGCACAUGUUCUCCCAUAUGGCAGUUUUACAAGUGUAGUAUGAACAGUACAAACUACAGCGACAGGAUGACCAGAGCUGAAUCUACAUAUUGUGAGCCUUACAAGAACUGCCACAUAAUCCUAACACACGCAGUGAUUAGUGCAGGACUAGAUUUUUGUGUCAUGUAUCCAGUUUGAAUGAAUGUGGCUGAAAUGUUGGAUACUCUUAACGCUGAACAGAAACAUACUCACACCUCACCUGUAGUGGCACUAAAAACCUGAUGGUGGCGCUCAGUGAGUGUCCAUCCUACAGGAUCCCUGGUGGAAUAUACUGUAAAUUAUAUUAAGCAUCAUUAAUAAAUGUCAGACUAAAGGACAGGCAGCACCACCAUCGGGCCCUGUGGUGAAAAUGUUCUGCAGCAGCAGACCUUUAAAGAAGAAAAAGACCUGCGGCCAAAUGUGUAGAAGUUUCCUAACAUCUCUGACUCCUGCUGGGCCAACCAGCCAGUCGUUGUCCCCUCAUGAUGGGUUUGCAACCCAAUAGAUGACAGUUCUAGAAAUGAUGCAAUGAAAGUGAGCAACUGUCCUGGAGCCUCAGACGUCAAGGGGUCCCGAAGGCCCCAAAAUUUCCCAUGUUAACCAGCUGAUGUCUGGUAAUUUGGGUUGAGUUUAUUUGAGAUUAUAAAUAAAUGACAACAUUAACUCA